CCCUCGACUGCGACAAAGAAAGAAGACACAUGAUCGAGUGUCGCCCACCACGACAAUAGCGGUGUGAACCGCGGUGUGCUCACGACGGAGCUGUUGAGUUCGGUGCUUUGUGAUUGCUGAUGCUUGGACACUGAAGAAUCAUUGGAAUAAGAUUUUUUUAACCCAAUCAAGUGUACGAGAGAAUUUUUUUUUUUUUAGGGAAGGAUUAUUAUUUCCGAAAUUCUCUUAACGUUGUAUUGUUUACAACAACAACGCUUGGAAGUAUUUAGCUGUGCUUUUGGCAACCCCCUCUGCUGACAACAAAAGUUCAGUUUUAGACAGACUGCCUCACCUUAACAGCUGAGCUUUCGUGGAUCCUUUUUUUUUUCCCCGACGCUAUUGUUUCUGUUUGGAUACUUGUGUGCUGGAAUCAGAACUGGUCGUUAGAAUAUUUUUUUUCUCUCUCAUCCUGAAGCGCUGACGACACUCUGGAAGCUACUCAUCGUGGUAUAUUUCCUCAGGGAAUCUUGUCUGUACAUGAAGGAAUCUCGAAGCCCACACUACACACUGUAAACGUUUCCGCCAUGGAUUUACUGCCCUUCGAACGUGCGUCGAAAUUGUCAGCAUUGACAUCUUCCUGCCACAAGUUUUCACUUCGAUUCACGGUCGCCGCUCAGUCAGUGAUGUGAGGGGCUGGCGGCCCAUCCUGCCUGUGAAUCACACGGUCGCUUGUCAUUGUUAUUGAUUGUCGUCUGCGUUUUACCUCAAGGAUUAGCUCUUCUGUGGAGGAAACCAUAAAAAUGGCUUCGAAGAAUGGAAGAGAGUGUCGCUGGCCAAGGAUUUUAAUGCCCUGCGGAUUACUACCUUACAAAGUCUCUCCGAGUCUGCUUGUGUUGCUUUUGCUUACAUCGCAGUGGGAGUUUACCUUGGCGCUUGAUAUUGAAGAUUGCAAGAACGCUCUGGGGAUGAGGUCGGGUGCCAUUCCAGACGAGGCCAUCACCGCCAGUUCUUCUUACGAUCAAGCACAGGUCGGACCCGAAAACGCCAGAAUCGGGUCGGAGGAGAAGGGAGGGGCGUGGUGCCCCCGCCAGUCCAUCAGCAAGGAUGUCUACGAGUACCUGCAGAUCGACCUGGGGCGCCUGGUCGUCAUCACUCGGGUGGAGACUCAAGGCCGCUUCGGCAAUGGACAGGGUCAAGAAUAUGCCAAGUUCUUUCUUCUGGAGUACCAGCGGGAGGACAGUGGACACUGGCAUCGCUACAGGGACCGGAACGCCGAGGAGGUUUUUAAAGGUAACGAAAACACUUAUUUGGCGGAACUGAGGACCGUAUCCCCACCCAUCAUCGCUAAGCGGAUACGCUUCAUACCCUACAGCCAGCACCCGAGGACAGUCUGCAUGCGGGUGGAGAUGUACGGGUGCGAAUGGAAAGAUGGGACUGUGUCUUACGACAUGCCGCAAGGUGACAAGAGAGGGUCAGAGGUCGACCUUUACGACUUUACCUACGACGGCCUGGUGAAGGACGAUUACCUAAGCGGAGGUCUGGGCCAGCUGACGGAUGGCGAUUACGGCGACACCAACUUCCGGCUGGACACCAAAAAGAUGGGGGUGAAAGGGUACGAGUGGGUGGGCUGGAAGAAUGACUCCAACCGCAUGGAACCCAUCUCUUUGGUCUUCAAGUUCGACACUGUGAGAAACUUCUCGAAGGUGGUCAUCCACUCCAACAACCACCACACGAAGGAGGUGCGUGUGUUCCGGCGGGCGGAGUUGUAUUUUAGCAUCGGGGGGAAGUAUUACCAGGACGCACCUAUCAAGUUCAGCUACCAGCAGGACUCAUACUUCGAGAACGCUCGCCUGGUCGUCAUCCGCAUGUACAACAAGAUCGGCCGCUACGUCCGCAUCGACCUGUACUUUGAGUCCCGCUGGAUUAUGAUUAGCGAAGCUGAGUUUGAAUCCGAAGAGGCGGUGGGCAACUUCACAGAGGAGACCCCGCCUCCGACCACCAUCACCCCGCUGUCGGCCACCCAGCGCGACAAGCAGGACGUGGCUGUGGAGUUCGACAUCAGUCAGAACGGCGCAGGGGGCGCUGCCGUCAACCGCGACCCCAGCCUCAGCCAGCCGGACCCCAGCAAGUCCAUCAACCCAACCAGCGAAAACCUGGACAAGAAGGCCCAGAAGCCCAAGAUCGAAUUGACUAACCUUGACCACAACAACUCCCAGAGCACGGACAGCGUCCACAAGGAGAAGGAGAACAAAGAGUACAGUGACGACUACAUCGGCAUCAUCAUCGGCGCCCUGGCCGCGCUCAUCGUCCUGCUUGUCUGCAUCAUCGUCAUCUUCUUCGUGCGCCACAAGCGACGUAAGCACAACAACAACCGCCGCAGUCUCAAGCCCGUCGUGGACCGCCACGUCACCAUUAACCUCAACGACCUUCGCGGCAGCACCAACGGCAAAAUCUCCAACGGCAACAUGUACAACAGCAUCGCGACGGAGGAACUGGACUCGGACCGCGAACCGAGUAAUCAUAGCGGCAAUCAAAAGCUGGGCAAAGCAGGCUACGUCACUCCCAAAGACACUAUUCAGGGGGCAGGCAUGCGGGACUACGCAGUACCGGACGUGACGAAAUCGGCGCUGGUGGUCAACCUGCCGCCCCGCCCGCCGCGCAGCACCAACCCGCUGGACAAGCCCCCGCCCAACUAUGACGCGCUGUACGCAGCCGCCGACAUCGUCAACGCCCCCGCCUCCAACAUCCCCAGCCUGCAGGGCGUCAGCGGCAACAACGUCUACGCCGUGCCCAACGCAGACCUCCUCCUCAGCAUCGACUACUCGGUCAUGGAGUUCCCCCGCGAGAACCUCCGCUUUGUGGAAGUGCUCGGCGAGGGCCAGUUUGGAGAGGUUCAUCUGUGUGAGGCGAUACGCAUCAAUGAGUUCUUGACGGAGGAAUACACCAUGAACCGCACCAUGUCGCGGUCCACCAUGCUGGUGGCCGUCAAGAUGCUCCGACCAACGGCAGACGACAGGGCUAGGGCGGACUUUCACAAGGAGAUAAAGAUCAUGUCUCAGCUGAAAGACCCCAACAUUGUUCGUGUCAUCGGGGUGUGUACCCAGGAAGAACCGCUGUGCAUGAUCGUGGAGUACAUGAAGUACGGCGACCUCAACCAAUUCCUCAUCGACCACGUACCAGAGUCACCCGUCGCCCAGGCAACCAAUGCCAAAACGCUCAGCUACGGAUGUCUGAUCUUCAUGGCCUCUCAAAUCGCGUCUGGAAUGAAAUACCUGGAGUCGCUGAACAUGGUACACCGGGACCUGGCCACACGCAACUGCCUGGUGGGUCACCACUUCUGCAUCAAGAUCUCCGAUUUCGGCAUGUCCCGCAGCCUCUACAGCGCCGACUACUACCGCAUCGAGGGCCGUGCUGUCCUGCCCAUCCGCUGGAUGGCAUGGGAGAGCAUCCUUUUGGGUAAGUUCACCACCAAGUCGGACGUGUGGAGCUUCGCUGUGACCCUGUGGGAGGUCCUGACCUUUGCACGUGACCAACCCUUCGACGGUCUAACGGACGAGCAGGUGAUCGAGAACGCUGGCCACUACUACCGCGACGACAACCACCAGGUCGUCUUGCCCUGCCCUCCGGCCUGCCCCAAGGAGAUCUACGACCUGAUGCGCGAAUGCUGGAACCGCCAAGAGUCAGAGCGACCGUCCUUCCGCGAGAUCCACAUGUUCCUUCAGCGCAAGAACAUGGGCUACAACCCUCAGGACGAAAAACUGAGCCAGAUCCAGGUCCCCAUCUGUUGAUGGCCUCCUCCAACUUUCUCGUCCACAUCGUUCUCCUCGUCCGCCUGUUCCUCCUGAUCUUCCUGCAGUAGAUGUCCAGCCGAGCCUGGGGAAGGCCAAAACCAACUUUCGGACGUCGUGACGCCCAAGAAGUCUAUUAAGCGCAUGCAUAAGCAUUUGCGUGCGUGCUUGCGACGUGUGCAUCUGGUGUGUGUGUGCGCGUGUUCCGCGAAAGAGAGUCGUGUUCACCGAUCUCUCGUCUUCGACGUGGGAGGCGAAGAAAAGAACUCUAUGCGAUUUUCUUAUAUUUAUAUGUUGUUUUUAUACAUCGCAGAGUGGACUCCAGAAGUACACAAUAAACUGAUCUUUGUAACAUGUGAGGUUUAAUUGAACUGGGAAGUCGAGGAGACGAAGUCCAGAGCAAACAAAAACAAAAACAAAAAUAAUCUUCUGACCCUCUCCAGCGUCAAAAGAAUAUUUUCAUUUCUCGACAGGGUCAUCCGGACACCUUCGUGUGACGUGCCCCGCCAUCAGUUCAGCGCGCGCGUGUGAAUGAAAGGCUUCGAGCCUUGUUCGAAUUUCAGUUCAGUGAGGAAAAGAGAAAAGACACUAGUCAGAAGUUUUAAAUUUUAGACGAAUGACAUUUCUUUCAGAUCCGCGCAAAGCUUUCAGUCACACAUAUCAGUCCUCCCACAGUUGUGCGCGCGCGUGUGUGUGAACUCUGGCCAGACAAUCUUUUAUUUCAGACCCCCUAAACCUUGACGCUUCCUGCAAGGGGGGAACGCAGUCCUGACCGCUGACCUCCGCGGGAGGAAGACGGUCACGGUCGUCUUCUCUCGCAUCAGGCGUGCAGCGGCAGGCUUAGUCCUCGCAGCCACCUCUUGUUUGUUAACAAAUAUUCCACGGUUGUGCAAAAAAACAAAACUGUAAAACAAACUCGAGAAACUGUCGACAGUUCUCCUUCCGCCAUGGCUGGCCUCUGAUGCUGCCAGGCGGAGCAAACGGCACUGCCAAAGAAGGGAGUGUACUCUAGACACACAACUGGGUGCUACAGAAUUACAACGGUUAUCUGCAGUACUAUUUCCUUCGCCAAGUUUUUCUUAUUUUUUUUUUUAUUAUUAUUUUGUGAGGAUGGAAGGGACGACUCGUGGGACAACAAGCGCACAAAGAGUGUUGUCAGGGCAAGAUCGUCUCGAUGGACAAAGUGAAUUCGAGAGUUUUGACAUUUCUGACGACAGGAGGGACGGACACCGUGAUUGGUGAACGAAGAACAGGAACUCACACGACAGUGUACUGGGACUAGCUUCGAAAGAUUGUAGCCUCGCUGGACCUCAUUAAGACAUUCAGCUGGUGUGGGAGGGCUUUGUUAACAGGGGAAAAUUACGGGAUGAACCGUCAUUGCUUCCGUUAGGCGGGUGGAUGAAAAGGAAGCGAAGUUAGCGGCAGGUUUGGCUUUAGCGAACAAAGUUUUGAUUUUUUUUUUUUAAAUAAUUUUCGUCUGGGUCUGGGCUUGAGCCCUUUACUCUGGGUACAAACCCAUUUGAUGUUAAUCUGUGAUGUCUGCCCUACACAGAAAUGCUCAAGGUAUUUAUACAUCUCAGUUUUAGUACGGCGGUCGUGUAUAGUAAUGUGUCUAAUAUAUGCAGGUUGUUGUUUUAUGUGGUUCUUUAGGCUUUCUUUCUAACCCCUUAAACGUCAACUCCUCUUUAGUUUUUCGGUUCACUUAUGUUAAACCUGUGACAAAUUUAUUCAGAUUUAGAAAGUAGGAAAGUGUUGACCAACCCAGAGUUUCUGUGUAUGCUGUACAGUGUUUUUACAAGUGUUCUUGCUGUUCCUGAAGGUAAAAUCCAUGUGGCUAUUUUUGGAGGUGUUUGUAGGAGAAGAUAAGUAGGGAGGGUCUGGGGGGGGAGCUCGGAUCCUGCAAACAUGAAAAAUGUUAGCCGCUUACUUUUGGAGCAAAGAAACGAGUAGAAUCGCUGAAGUGUGAGACGAAACGAAGUCUCUCUGUCCUAAACUGAUAAUGUUGAGCUGAAAUGAAUACUCAAUUGUACGUGGUUUAGACAUAAUGCUGACUGCGCCCUCUAUCACCACCACUACUGAGUGCGGUUACGCUCAGAUCACAGAGAAAGGAAUGUUUCUCACAACACAUCAUCCCAACAAAUAAAACAAAAUAAUGUGGAGCAUUUUUUUCUCUGGUGUCUUAAUGCAGGAAUUGAAGUCAACAUUUUUUUUUAAAAAAAAGUCUGGAACCUGCGCAAAAUGAUGUUUUGCAAGGAGUAUCGUUCGGGUUCUCCAGUUUGUGUAGUAGCUGGGCAUUGUGGACUGUGUUCCUGACCCGCCAGGAAGUGAGGUCACAAACGACGUCACGAGAAGGCACGACAUUCAACGAAGACAGUGUUGCCAUGAUAUAAUUUUUAGGUUUCAAGUCCCAAGAUUCCAGGAGUAGGUCGCACAACUGGGACUUUAAAAAAAACAGUUUCUCCCUGUGUGUUGACGUCACUGGUUGGUGACGUCACUUUCAAACGGCUGUGCGCCAACCGUCAGGAGACAGUUUCGGCACAGUUGCAAGCGUCACGUGCUUGCACUGUUUUUGGAGACUUUACCUCGUAACACAUUUUCUUGUUUGCUAUGGAGAGUGUUUGUGUGUGUGUGUGUGCGUCGCGCGUGUGUGCGUGUUUGCCGACUUCGUCCAACUCUCCUUUUUUUUUCUUUCUCCACAAGCUCCCGUCGGUGGGUCAGCUGACCAGCCCUGUGUAUGAGGUGCUUUUAUUUGUAUGUGGGUGGAAAAAAACAAACUAUGGAGCGCCGACACACGAGAUGUGGCGCAAGACGACGCCAGAUGACAUUUUUCUGUGUUUGUCCUGCCAUGCGAACGUUGCGCAUCCCGACCUACCCUCCCCCAUUCCCACCCCGCCCUACAGACACGAAAGCAGAGAAAAACUGUGCUCGAGCGCGAAGCCGAGGGUCAGAGGUCGCACGCUGUGUCGUGGCUGACGUCACUAUCACCUCGGCCAGCAGACUCGGCAACCGGAAGUGGACGCAGGCGCAGAUGUGACGUCAGUAAAGGAUGUCGCGAGGUGAACCUGCUAAACAGGAAGACAGGCAGGAGAGGGAGAAGGGUCUAUCUAAGACUGAUAACAUACAUUGUUUAGACCCGAUUUUUUUUUUUCUUUUUUUUUUUUUUUUUAAUAUAUCUCCCUCCACUUUCUCGAACUCUUGUGUGCUGAAGAAGUUUGUUUUACAACUUACAUACAGCAUUCGAAAUAACUACUGCAGACUUUUAUGCUUGUACAUUUUGUCACUUGGUGCAUAAUUUGUCUUGCGUUUUUUGGCUUUUAUUAUUUUUUUUUCCUCCCCUACCCCAAGAAAAAAAUCCUCUUUUUUUUCUUUCAUAUUUAUGCUGAGUUUACAGUCAAUGAAAAAUGGUAAAAGUUUAUUGACUUGAAGUUUGUAUGAUAAGUGGUGUAUCAUAGACUUACUGUGCAUUUUGUUUUUGUGUCGGGCAUGUUUGUGAUAACGUUCUGCCAAGGAAUUAAAGCUUUAUGGGAAGACGGCUGGAGUGGGUUGGGGUUGGGUGGAGGUAGGGGACCUUGUGUCGAGUCCACGUACCAUCGUGGGAGGAUGGUGUCCAACCUUUAGAUACCCGGGGUACCCUAGGCCAUGCGCACGUCUGCGUUUGUCUUGACGCAUGAGCACACACGUGUGUCUGUGUGUAGAUGUAUAUGUAUAUGCGCGUGCUGACUCCUCUUGCUGAUUCAUCGAAGGGAAAAGGGAGAUGUUAAGAUGGCGCUUUUCUGUCUCUUUUCUGCUAGUCCCUUAUUGACGUCAUUUCCGCUCUACCGACAGUUAAUCAUUUCUGACAAUUCCUGAGUUCCGAAGCGUUAUAUUAACUGUUGCUGCUUGUGUUUUAGAGGUUUAAUACUCCCGGUCGGGAGACUUCAGCCCUUAAUGGGAUAUUUUAUUCAUUCUGUCUUGAACCUGAUUUGAUAAUGUUAAAAAAAAAACUCCACGUGUCAGAUUUUCUACCUCCAUGUGAUUAACAUUAAUCCACAUUCUUCUGAAAGGCUAAAGUUUCACCAAGGUAUAAUUUGACCGUUUAACGCGAUGGUUGGCCUGUCUUUUUCCUGCACCAGUUUAAUGAUUUAAAACCUGAUUUACAACAACUUUGCUCCAGUUCUAAAGCACAAGCUUUGAAAAAAAACUGAGUCCAGAAAGUAAUAUUCUCCAUACUAGGGUACUUUGAUUGCUGAGCUCCAAACACACACACACUGCUUCUUCUCUAGUGUUUGUAGUCACCAGAGUUGAUUUUGUCAGUCUGGAUUGUUUCUGCACACUAAGGGAUAACUAUUUUGCUGUUUCCGAUAGUUUCUUUUACAAACUUUUUAAUGUCCUACUAUUUUUGUUUUUCCCGUUGUUCAGCUGUAUUUUAAGCAAUGUGUCUGAUCAGGGUAUGUGGAUAUCACGCGUGCUGGAAUUUUCCCCCCAUGGCGAUUGAGCCUACGAUCCGUGUUGCUUUUGCCAACAGCUCCGCCACUGGCAUCCAUGCAUAGUUUCUACGACAGGUGGCGGUCUCCACUGUUCGGCCAGUAAAUACAACAAGAUGGCGCUGGUGUUGCCAGACUGCCGCUGCCAGGUUGCGCGAGAUGCGUGAUUACACCCCUGAGACACCCGUUCCUCGCCCACCCCGACAACCACCCCACGAGGCACGACAGACUUCGACACAAGCGCGUCCGACUGCCUCCCACUCCCAGCCCCUCGCCUGUCUAUAUAUGUUACAUACCAGCUGAACAGCGCCAAAGGGUCGUUUUGCGGCAUUUCCUGUAGAAAGUAGUGGCGUUCGUCACGUGACCCUCGCGGCGGUCACGUGAGCAAGACGCAAAAAUGCGAGCCGCGAUGAAGUCAUGAGCUUAGAAUGUUAUAACUAUGGAUGAUUUGUUGACAUGUAUUAUAUAAUCACUGACAUGCACAUGUUCUAUUUUUUAGUUGUUUCUUCCCUCCUUCAUCCCACUACUCUCUAACCCUGACUCUCUCUCUCUCACCUGCUCGCCUUUCGACUCUCGGUCUCCUACCUCCCGAUACACACCCCUCCUUCUCUUCUUUACUUCUGUCCCUCCAUCCCCAACACGCACCUCCCUCUCAUCUCACGAAGGUUGUGAUGUGCACUGACCGUCUGUCGAUGACGUCACGCGCGCUGCCAGUACAGCUCCAGCACGCAUCGGUGCUCUUCUGGUCACGUGUCAUGUAACUCCAGACACGUGACCUUUUUCUCAUGCCCACUCUGUGACUUCCCGUGCUGCGAGCUUUUUCGCCUGGUUCCUGUAUCAGGCGAUCACUGUUAAUGAAAACUUCUGACUUGUUUUCCGUAAUAUUUGGCUUUCAUUUUCAAAACUCUGCUCUUCAUGAUUAUCAUUAUUAUUAUUAUUAUUAUGACAGUGCGUAUUCGCUCUCCCGCCAUAUUGAAAGUCACGUGCCAUUGUUUUUUUUUGUUUUGUUUUUUUUUUUCAUUUUCAUUCUGUGGUCUAUCUCUAAAUGAACGCUUUCGUUCGGAUUCAAGGCUCCACUCACUUGUGUGAAUGCUAUGCUCGCCAUAUUUGUUCUGAGCCAUCUUCACUGGUAUCAAUGAAAGACAAUCGGGUGUGUGACCCCAGUGACGAUGAAGAUCGGGUGGGGCGUGUAAGGACGUUGAUUAAGAUUCAGUCUAAAUUUGGGGGAUUAAUUUUAAUUUUUUCUCUUUUUACACCUGGACUCGAAGACCAACGACAUCAUCUUCGAUAGUUUUCUACUCUGCAUCGUCAGCGAAAGAUCAUUGAAUCAGUUGCUUUCUUACGGAGGUUUGUACCCUUCCCCCACCCGGGGUAGGUAUUUUCAAAGAUGUGUUCACGUGAAAGCGUUACCCGAAAGGCCAUAGUCAAAAUGGUUUGCUAAUUUGGCGUUACAUAUUACUUGGGAUAAUGUCGUUAUAUACUGUGUUGAGUGUGAUGUCUCGUUUCGUAAAACUUUGCUUCUUUCUCUUUUAUAUAAGUUAUUUUAGUUUCCGUUGUCCAGCAGACGACAAUGGAGCACGGUAUGAUGCUCUCUCUGUUUUUAAUGGUUGACCUCUUUGAAAUUCCUCGUAGUGGUCAGUGUGGACUCCUGAAGUCGACAUUAAGUAUUGGAACUUUUUAAACAAGUAUUUAGAUAUCGAGAUCAACGAUUGUUAUAAAUCAGUAAAAAGAUGUACAUGCAUUUAAAAAAAUAAUGUUUAGGUAUGUGUAUUGUUAUCAAAGCAGGGGAGGGUAAGAGGUAAGAAAUACAUAAACAUGAAAAUAUUUAUGGGAUUAAUUUAACUGACUUGUUUUGUAGCGAGAAGGUUUCAAUGCUCUGGGCGCCAAACUUCACAUUUGUUAGAGGGCCGCCAGGCUCUCGUGGUAUCUGACGUUCGUUUUAUCGGGUGAGAGAAGUCGGCACCCGGGGUGGUCGCAGAAACAUUGCUGCGGUGCGGUCAGACGGUCAGGGAAGUAGCUUUGGCGGUGCACACAAAGUAGUGACGUCAUGAUCUAAUCACAGACAAGCGAGGAUCGCUCAUAAUAAUUCCAAGUAUAUUUUGUUGAGCAUGCGCAUUCUUAACUUUGUGGAUGUUGACAUUGGAAUGAUGAAGAUGAUGAUGAUGAUGAUAAUGUUUACGGUAUAUGACUCCAUAGAAAUGAAAUAAAGUUUCGAACAAAAAAACAAACAAACUCUAGUGUGGUUGUGGAAAGACAGGUUGAGUGAGUGAAGGAUGAAGCCUCGCGAUGGUAAUGUAUACUGCUCUACUAUAGUGUGUACAUAUACUGCUCCAUUUAAUGAGAGUGGCCAGCUGUUUUUUCCCCACCGUCAAUAAUAGUCUGACAGGACUAUCUCAAGGAGGUAGUGUUGAUAUGCUUGUGUAUUUUCUUAGCUAGGUCUUCGUGCUACACGAAAAAUUGUCUGUGUGGGAUGAAUAUUGUAGGCUCGUGGACCGUUCCGCGAUCUGUGUGUGUGCGCGUACGUGCGAGGUGUAAAUAUUUCUAUGCCUGCCUGUCUGUCAGUCUUUUAAACUUUCCUUUGCAAUGCUAAGCCUGUUCUCAACUUGCGACUCAAGUUUUCUUUCUGACAGUAAACUCGAUCAGCCCGAGAAAUGGGCCUCACAAUUUUUUUUGUUUGUUUUCUUCCUUUCUUUCCUCGCGCAAUUCCGUUUACCCUGCUGUUAUUCCCACCUUGUUUUCUUCGCUCACUCUUCACGUGAAACAAAUAGCCAGUCAAGCCUGUAGGAAUCUUUGAGUGACUUCUGUGUUUGGCCUGUCGAGCUUGUAGGGGUCCUAAGCCCCGGAACUUUUAGGGCAGUGACCACAGACUUCGUGAUGACACCCGAGGUAGCUUUGUCUCUCUCUCUUGUUGGUGAAGGGAGGGACAUGGAGUGGACGGGGUCAACACGCGAUCAAAUAAAGACAACAGGAAUAAUAAACAUGCCACCUGAGCGUACCUACAGCAGGUUAGGUUUGUAACUUGAUCUGCGUGGUCGUAGGGGUGGAUAAUGUUUCUACAAGGCGGCUAAAAAUAACAUCAAUAAGCGUCAUCCGCGAGAUGGUCAGACAGCGAACUUUUAGUGAGACUGUUUCCGUUGAAAAUACAGUGAAGGAUUUCAUUUUCUCAUAAAAUAAGGUCAUACUAGUUCUGCAGCAAUGUCCACGUUUUUUAAAAAUUGUUUUUCGUUUGAGGUUUUUGUUUAUCGGCCUUCACUAGUCAUUAAACUUUCAAAAUAAGGCUUAUAAUAAGUCUAGAGCUCGAAGGUCUCUGGACUUCAGAACUCAAUCCGCGCGUACCUUUACAAAAAUAACAAAGCUACAACACAUUUUUUGUUGGGUUUUUUUUUUCUGUAACAAACCCAUGAUUAUGACAUCGCCAUGAUGUACACAACUGUCACAUCCUUCUCAAAGUCACGUGACCCCGAACAAAGUGGUCAACAAAACUGUGGCUCCGUCUGUCGACUUUGGUAGGUUCCUGGCUUGACCUCUCUUUACACGAAUGGGUUCAAAGCUAAGAAGAAUCUGUUUUUUCAGAAGCUUAUCUUUUCACAAUAGAUAACUUGUCGCCAGAUGGCUGACCUCCCCUUGUGCUCAGGAAUGAUUUUCUUUCGUCUUCGCGGGCAGACAACUCCAUGUUUGCAUUAACUCUUUUCCUCGCUUUUCAUUUUCCUAAUUCUUUUAAUGAUUUUCUUGGUUGAUUUUCCUUGUCUAUUAUUGUUCUUGGUUAUUCUUCAGUUUCCAAUUUCAUGGGUUACUUGGGCCAUCAUUUCACAGAAUACGAUUUACAACCUUCUGCUAAUUUACAUAAUGAUAACACAUCAUUAUACAUCAGUUACUUUCGUUCUCUGCAUUCAAGGAACUCGAGAGCGAGUUUAAACGAAAUGUUUUCAUGGAAACCUGCAAAAUAUUCUACAUCGUUGGAAACCUACAUAGUAUUCAGCGUUUCCAUGGAAAUAUAAUAUAAAUGUUCUGAACUCUGUGCUCGAAACAUGAAAGAGUAUAAGAGAUACCGUUAUGCACUAGUUUAUUACAAAUGUUAACAGUGGCAGAAUGGACGGGGGCAUUAUCGCAUCAGGUCAACUCUGUGUUAAAGUGGUACACUGUGAAAAUGUGACCUUUACCCCACCAUGGGGUUGCCUGUGGUUAUCAGAUUUGUGUGUGUGUGUGUGAAAAUAGAGAUCGUGAGUAAGAAGAGAUGAGAAAAAAUCCACGCACGAGGGACGUCCUUUAUUUUGUUACAACAUUGUGUAUCUUGCGAACUUGUUUAUUUUGUGAAAGGCAUGUAUCAAAUAUAUAUUGUGCCACGUGACUCUGGCAUUUCCACCUUAGUGGAUGUCCACAUUAUAUUUUUUGUCAUGUUCCAGUCACUGAGUGAGCAUUCAGAAUCUGAUUUCUAUCCCGCUUAUUAAUUUUGAUUUUUUAACAUUACCUUUCGCUUUUAAUUAAUACAGAUGGGGCUUUCUUCUUGGAGGGGAUGGGGGCUAACCUUGUCCUCGCGUUACUAGAGAGUUGUCUCCCUCGGGUCGUGAGCUUUUGCUACACGUGUCACGUGAUGGUACUCCCAAACCUGAUUUGUCAUAUUCGUGUGACAGAAAUUUCUAAGAAAUGAUAUCUCUGCACUUAAAAGCAUUAGCGAGCAGCUGUUUACUCUGUUGUGUGUUUAGUUGCCAUAGCAACUCAUCUCAAAGUUACGGGAUUAUUUUUGUAAUUGGACAGCGCGGUCUGUCGCAUGCAAGUAGGUUCUGAGUGAUGCUAACUGUUGUAUUUGUUAUUGUAGUUUAUUGCAAAGAAUUAGUAGGUACCCUGCAGAUGUUAGCGCAUACUUUUUUUCAUUUGCUUCAAUAUUACAAUCACCACUCCUUCUCAAGUUCGGUCAUUGGUUUGUUUCAUUGACAUGUCUUGGGAGGGAUCUGGACGCCUGUGUUAUUUUUUAAUUGUUAUUUUUUGGAAUAUCUGUAUUAUGGUUUUUGUUGGCAAGAACUGUCCACUUGCCUGCUGGUUUUUUGUUUUGUUGUUGUUGUUGUUUUUUUUUUUUUUUUUUUUUUUGAUGCACGGAAACUGCGACACUGGCUGAUGAGUUUAACACAAUUUUAUUCCAUGUCUCUCUCUCACACACACACACAGAAACAUCCACAUUACAGUUCAAUACGCACAAACACUAUCAUCGUCAUCAUAUCCCAUCAUGCACUUCCCUAUUUCUGACUCUUGUUUUUACAUCUCCUAAUCCUCUCUACCUUCCCCCUAUAUUAAGUACCCAUAAUUCUCAUCUGCCUGCCUCUACCAAGCUUCUCUCGAUCAUAAUUUUUUUUUCAUUCUCGAUGUUAUGCUGUGUGCUUUAAUUUCCACUGUUUAAUUUUCAAUGUAAUGUUCUAUGUACUUUUGUUGCCCCCGUGACGACGACGAGGACGACGACGAAGACGAUAAAUGUGAUGACAAUGAUCUUUCAGUUGGUUUGAUUUUUUUUUU
Molecule: messenger RNA, 13735 nt
Organism: Pomacea canaliculata
Lineage: Eukaryota; Metazoa; Mollusca; Gastropoda; Architaenioglossa; Ampullariidae
Product: discoidin domain-containing receptor 2-like
Exons: 15
Coding region: 780-3767 (995 amino acids)
Biological process (GO): multicellular organism development; positive regulation of kinase activity; cell surface receptor protein tyrosine kinase signaling pathway
Cellular component (GO): signaling receptor complex
Molecular function (GO): ATP binding; collagen binding; protein tyrosine kinase collagen receptor activity
Source: RefSeq, a predicted model, not a curated record